Messenger RNA from Dipodomys spectabilis (banner-tailed kangaroo rat), 1359 nucleotides. RefSeq names its product regulator of G protein signaling 2 (gene Rgs2). The transcript is spliced from 5 exons. The record is from RefSeq and is a predicted model, not a curated record. Lineage: Eukaryota; Metazoa; Chordata; Mammalia; Rodentia; Heteromyidae. The coding region runs from base 51 to 686 and encodes 211 amino acids.
AGGCGCCCGCCUGGCCGCAAACAGCUGCAGCGCCCGCGGGGGAAACUAGAAUGCAGAGUGCCAUGUUCUUGGCCGUCCAGCACGACUGCGUACCCAUGGACAAGAGUGCAGGCGGCGGCCCCAAGAGCGAGGAGAAGCGUGAGAAGAUGAAGCGCACCCUUUUGAAAGAUUGGAAGACCCGUUUGAGCUACUUCUUGCAAAAUUCAUCCACUCCUGGGAAACCCAAAGCCAGCAAGAAAAGCAAACAGCAGACUUUCAUCAAACCUUCUCCUGAGGAAGCGUUACUGUGGUCAGAAACUUUUGAUGAGCUGCUUGCCAGUAAAUAUGGUCUUGCUGCAUUCAGGGCAUUCUUGAAAUCAGAGUUCUGUGAAGAAAAUAUCGAGUUCUGGUUGGCUUGUGAGGACUUCAAAAAAACGAAAUCACCCCAAAAAUUAUCUUCUAAAGCAAAGAAAAUAUAUACUGAUUUCAUAGAAAAGGAAGCUCCCAAAGAGAUAAACAUAGACUUUCAAACCAAGACUCUGAUUGCCCAAAACAUACAAGAAGCUACAAGUGGCUGCUUUACAACUGCCCAGAAAAGGGUUUACAGCUUGAUGGAGAACAACUCCUAUCCCCGUUUCUUGGAGUCUGAAUUCUACCAAGACUUGUGUAAAAAACCACAGAUCCCUACAGAGCCCCAUGCUACAUGAGAUGAAAGAAAGCCCCAGAAUGGAGGACAUUUUCUUUUCAUUUUUCCUAAGAGGAAAGGCUGUGAUCUGCUAAAAAGACUGACCUUGAAUUCAGGCUGGGUGUUCAGAAAGCAUCACUCAGAACUAUUGAUUCAGAGUUGGGUAAUGAAUCAGGAAGCCGGGAGCCUAGGAGAAGCUGUGUCGGAAUGGCUUCGCUUACUGUGUGAAAAACCGAGGAUGGGAACAAUGGUCCAAAAAGGGUGUACCUCACUAAAAGAGCAGGAGUGUGAGAUGAAAGAUACAGUGUAAUAACACUAGUCUAAAUGGUGUUUAGGAUCAAUAGAUCUGGGAUUAUGUGGCCUUACCUAGCUGGCUGUACAUCUUUUCCCUAAACAGUGUGUGUUACCACAUAGUAGUUUUGGUUGUAUUUUAGAUUUUUAGUACUAAAUAUCAUGUUUACUAUGUGCAAGGGUAUUGGAGUUCUGAGGUCUGCAAAUCAUCAGUACUGUUUUCUGUGUAUCGCUGAAACUGAAAAAGGUUUGUUUGAAUUGUUGAUAGUGUGAAAUGGAGUGAAUGUUGUGUAGAAAACUACAGUGUCCGUUAUGAGUGCCAAAUACUGUCUUGAAGGCAGCUAAACUUCGACGUGGUCUUUGAAUACUUCUAAUAAAUUUAUUUUGAUAAAUAAUGUCUUUGA